GGCCGCCAGAGACUCAGGUAUAGCUGGUCUCAAGUGUAUUGUACAAUACAUGUACUAGCAGCCAUAAAUAAGGUAGUGUACCAUGAAAUUUGGUUUGCUGUUUAUUACGCAGCUCAAGCUCUGAAUUGCGCUUUCCUCUUCCAGUGUCUUCAGGUCUACAAUAACUACAGAGGUACCUUAGUUUUACCUGCCCGAGAAUCUGCACGGACCAAUCAGACAUCGCCAGGCGCUGCCUAACGAUGAGCGAUGAGCGGGAGAGUGAGAGUACGCGCACGAGUGAAAGUAUGGGCGGAACCACUGUAGAAAGCCAGUAUCUCUCGGCGGGCGCAAACAGAUACGCGGCCGCUGCCGACUGGGGUGAGGCUGGGCUGGCUGCAUUUGGUUCCGACACCAACGUGUGUUUAUGGGACCCUACAGACCCGAGAGGCAUAUCACGCAUUCUCGGCGGCCACGUUGCGCAUGUGCGGGCGGUAAAAUUCCUGCCCCGAGAUGAGGGGGAGAAAACCGCCCACCUGGUAACGGGCGGAGACGACAAGCAGCUCCGGCUUUGGGCCAUAGACUCGGAAACUGGCGCUGCUUCGUGUGUGCAGCAUGUCCAGGAACACAGUGAGCCGAUAAACUGCAUAGCCGCUGUGCGAGGGGCAGCGUCCGCAAAUGUGGCAAGACGAAUUUUCGUUACCGGGGGCGCGGAUGCCACCGUCAAGGUAUGGGCUCGAGAAGGAAGCGAACUCGCCCUCCUCCAGACCAUCAAAACGACCAAGAGGUACAUGCCCCUCACCGUCGCCCUAGUGGCACUCGACGAGGAGGGCAGUGCGCUCAUGCUGGCGGUUGGGGGGACCACCAAUUCGGUCCAAAUAUUUACUGCGUCAGGGGCGGACGGGAUCGAGGGGGUUGAGUUCUCGCUGCAGGCCACCUUGUCUGGGCACGAGAACUGGAUUCGCUCGUUGGACUUCAUCUGUGAGAAGCCGGAGCAGGGCAGCGACAUCUUGCUGGCUUCGGCAAGCCAGGACAAGUACAUCCGUCUCUGGCGCAUUCACCAGGGCACGGCACUGUCUGCGCUGAAUGCCGCGGGACUCGACCUCUCAGCCGAGGCUCUGACACCAGGGAACAAGAUGCACAAGAUCUCCGCUGGCGGGACCAAGUACUGCAUCAUGUUCGAAGCUCUGCUCCUCGGUCACGAAGACUGGAUUUACAGCGCGAGGUGGUCCCGCGCCGCCGACGGCAGGUUGCAGCUCCUGUCUGCCUCGGCGGACAACUCGCUCUCCCUUUGGGAGUCGGAUCGCGAGUCGGGCAUCUGGAUCACGAUGGUGCGGCUGGGAGAGGUCAGCCGGGAGAAGGGAGCAACAACCGCCACAGGGAGCAUCGGCGGGUUCUGGACCGGCCUGUGGUCGCCCUCUGGCACGACUGUCAUUACCCUCGGCCGGACAGGCAGCUGGCGGCGGUGGGACUACGACGCGGCCGAAGACGUGUGGAAGCAGAGCUUUGCCAUCUCUGGCCACACCCGUGCAGUGACGGGCAUCUCGUGGUCCCAGGACGGCAGCUACUUGCUCUCGACCAGUUCCGACCAGACGACCCGCCUCCAUGCGCAAUGGGUCGUGGACGAGACGAGAGCUUCUCACUCCUGGCACGAGAUGUCGCGGCCCCAGAUCCACGGCUACGACCUGAACUGCAUCUCCACGCUUGGCCGCUCCUCCUUCGUCUCCGGCGCUGACGAGAAGCUCAUGCGCGUCUUCACCGAGCCCAAAGCCGUGGCACGCAUGCGCAGUCGCCUGACCAACGCCACCACUACCACCACCGCCGCCGCCAACCCCUCCGAAGCCGACGACCUCCCCGACGCAGCCAACAUGCCCGUGCUGGGCCUCUCCAACAAGGCAAUCUCCACCAUUGACGACGACGACGCCGGCCUCUCCUCCGCCCUGGUCACUGCUGCAGAUCCCUCCAACCCGUCCAGCGACCGCGACGCCCUGGUGGACCCGGCCUCGGCGGUGCGCAAAUCCGCCCUCGAAAUCGACCACCCGCCCUUCGAGGAGUCCCUCUCGCGCCACACGCUCUGGCCCGAGGUCGAGAAGCUGUACGGCCACGGCUACGAGAUCUCGUGCCUCGCGGCGAGCCACGACGGGACGCUGAUCGCGAGCGCCUGCAAGGCCAGCUCGAUCAACCACGCCGUCAUCCGGCUGUUCGAGACGCGCCGCUGGACCGAGGUCCGACCGCCGCUGCCCGCACACACGCUGACGGUCACACGCGUGCGCUUCUCGCCCGAUGAUCGGUUCCUGCUCAGUGUGGGGAGGGACAGGCAGUGGGCUGUCUUUGAGCGGGUUGCAGAUGACGAGGGUUAUAAGUAUGAGUUGCGGCAGGCGAACCCCAAGGGGCACACGCGUAUGAUCUUGGACGCGGCCUGGGCGCCGAUGCCGGCGGAUGGCGAUGGAAGCAGCACGAGGCUGUUCGCUACCGCUGGGAGAGAUAAGCAGGUCAAGGUGUGGAUUAGGAGCGAUGGCGGGGGCCAGUUCGAGCCAGCAAAGGCGAUAACUGAGGAUCAUCCCGUCACGGCGCUGGAUUUUGUGCCCGGGUUGUCGAAGGCGGGGCUGUUGCUCCUGGCUGUAGGCACCGAGGCCGGCAAGCUGCUGGUGCUGUCAUUGAAAGUUGAGGGCCGGGAGGUCGAUGUCGUGUCGACGAUGAGCGUCAGGCCGGAGCUGUGCUUGCCCAAGGCGGUAAUGCAGCUAGCUUGGCGGCCGGCGAGAGAGGGACAGCAGGGCAGGGACCUUGCUGUUGCGGGUGAGGACGGGUCUUUGAGGAUAUACUCGUUUCCUCUGCUAUAAAAGGAGAGGGGUCAUGCGAGAAGAAAUAGAAAUGAGCAUCCCCUAGGUGACAAUCGUUCCGUCUCGUCGAACGGC
Messenger RNA from Chaetomium strumarium, 2891 nucleotides. RefSeq names its product WD40-repeat-containing domain protein. The coding region runs from base 240 to 2816 and encodes 858 amino acids. Gene Ontology annotation, molecular function: protein binding. Gene Ontology annotation, cellular component: elongator holoenzyme complex. Lineage: Eukaryota; Fungi; Ascomycota; Sordariomycetes; Sordariales; Chaetomiaceae. The transcript is spliced from 2 exons. Gene Ontology annotation, biological process: tRNA wobble uridine modification. The record is from RefSeq and is a predicted model, not a curated record.